AUGAGCAAUCAAAAGCGAGUAUGGGAGGAAGAAAAAAAGGCGCUCGAGGAGCGAAAACGAAUCGAACAGGUGAUGAAGGAACGACAAGAGGAGCGGCAGAUCCAAGAAUUACAAGAAAUGCAGGAAGCAGCGGGCGGCCCAAGGAAGCAAGUAAAGGUCGACUGGAUGUAUAGUGGUCCAUCAGCGGGGCAAAAUGGCACCACCGAGGAGAUGGAAGGGUAUCUGCUGGGAAAGAGAAGGAUCGAUGGUUUGGUCAAGGGAACAGAGCAUAAACAAUUGGAGAAGAAUGCAGGGGAGGAGAGUUUCAUGGGGCAACAGAAUGCCAACAAUGUCAGAGAUACAGCUCGGAAAGUGCAGGAUGAUCCGUUGUUAGCCAUUAAGAAACAAGAGCAGGCGGAGUAUGAAGCGGUCAUGAACGACCCCGUAAAGAGACGUCUACUUCUUAAAGCAGCCGGGAAAGAGCUUCCAAGGUCGAGAGAAAAAAACCGAAAGAAACACACGCACCAUCACCGUCACCAUAGACGGCGGGAUGAAUCCAGAGACCACCACCGAAGCCAGCAUUCAUAUGAUGACUUUGAUCGAUACGCGAGAAGCCGUCAUGACCAUCGCCAUAGAAGACACUCCGAAACUUCCUCCUCACGCUCACCAUCUCCAUAUGCCAGACGGCACUCACCAUCAACACACCACCGCCGACGCUCCCCCUCUUACUCGGACCGGUCACGCUCUCCACCACAACGGUCUUCAUACCAAAAUGGACACACUAAUGGCAACCGCCUGCACCACAGCCGCUCAUUUCCAGCACGUAAACACAGCCCAAUUGAUUACGGCAGGAAAAGAAGGAACACAUCCUCUCCAUCUCGUUCUCGUUCUCGUUCUCCUCCACCAUCCCGGCAUCGCCAAUAUCAGCAUGGACGGCAGAACGGAGCAGCUGUCUCAGCAGAGGAACGAGCGGCUAGACUCGCAGCAAUGCAGUCAGACGCUCGUGAACUAGACAUCAGCCGUGCUAGCCGCUUAAGGGAUAUUCAGGAACAGGAAGCUAGGGCUCGGGAAGAAGAGGACAGAUUAAGAGCGAGGAGCGGGAAGGCGGGCGGGAAAGGAGAUUUUGUCACGGGUAUGCAGAGGAAGGCUGGUGAAAUGGGCUUGGCCGAGCGAAUGAAAAGGGGUACCAGAGGUUACGAAAGAGUUGGUGAGGAGGAGGAGAGGUAA
This is a messenger RNA of Bacidia gigantensis, 1206 nucleotides long. RefSeq lists its product as uncharacterized. Gene Ontology annotation, cellular component: U2-type spliceosomal complex. NCBI's taxonomy places the organism in Eukaryota, Fungi, Ascomycota, Lecanoromycetes, Lecanorales, Ramalinaceae. Bases 1 to 1206 code for a protein of 401 amino acids. Gene Ontology annotation, biological process: mRNA splicing, via spliceosome. The record is from RefSeq and is a predicted model, not a curated record. The transcript has a single exon.